Molecule: messenger RNA, 2809 nt
Organism: Leptidea sinapis
Lineage: Eukaryota; Metazoa; Arthropoda; Insecta; Lepidoptera; Pieridae
Gene: Elp3
Product: elongator complex protein 3
Exons: 7
Coding region: 80-1750 (556 amino acids)
Biological process (GO): tRNA wobble base 5-methoxycarbonylmethyl-2-thiouridinylation
Cellular component (GO): elongator holoenzyme complex; nucleus; cytoplasm
Molecular function (GO): iron-sulfur cluster binding; acyltransferase activity, transferring groups other than amino-acyl groups
Source: RefSeq, a predicted model, not a curated record
UAAAUAUUGGGUGUUAACCUGUUGCUAACACAUUGUCACAUUUUUAUUUAUUGUGCCAUUUGAUCAAAUUGCUAAAACCAUGCCGAAGAAAAAGAUUUUGCCGGACCUCUCGACGGAAGAGAAAAUGGUGAUAGUUAUAUCUGAAAUAAUACAGGAAUUGCAAAUUGCUCACCGCCAAGGUAAAGAUGUUAACCUUAACAAGAUGAAAACCAGAAUCUCAUCUAAGUAUGGAAUGGACACAUCUCCAAGGCUUGUUGAUAUAAUAGCAGCUGUGCCGCAGGAAGCCAAGAGCUAUUUACUGCCGAAGUUGAAGGCAAAGCCGAUUCGGACAGCAUCAGGGAUUGCUGUUGUCGCUGUAAUGUGCAAGCCUCACCGAUGUCCGCACAUUAAUUUCACGGGCAAUAUUUGUGUUUAUUGCCCAGGUGGGCCGGAUUCCGAUUUUGAGUAUUCAACUCAAAGUUAUACUGGCUAUGAGCCAACCUCUAUGAGAGCAAUCCGAGCCAGGUACAACCCAUACUUGCAGACGCGACAUAGAGUGGAACAGUUGAAGCAACUUGGUCAUAGUGUUGAUAAGGUUGAGUUUAUUGUCAUGGGUGGCACAUUUAUGAGUCUACCUGAAGACUAUAGGGAUUAUUUUAUCAGGAAUCUCCAUGAUGCACUGUCGGGCCAUACUUCAUCUAAUGUGGCAGAGGCCGUAAAGUAUUCUGAGAAAGCUAAAACCAAGUGCAUUGGUAUCACAAUUGAGACAAGACCAGAUUAUUGUCUGCAGAGACACAUGAGUGAUAUGCUCAAUUAUGGCUGCACAAGAUUAGAAAUUGGAGUGCAGUCAGUUUAUGAAGAUAUAGCAAGGGAUACUAACAGAGGUCACACAGUUAAAGCAGUUUGUGAGAAUUUUUGUUUGGCCAAGGAUGCUGGAUUUAAGAUCGUAGCUCACAUGAUGCCAGACUUACCAAAUAUGGACUUAGACAGAGAUAUUGAGCAAUUUAAGGAGUUCUUUGAAAAUCCAGCAUUCAGAGCUGAUGGUCUGAAGAUAUAUCCCACCCUUGUGAUCAGGGGAACCGGACUGUAUGAAUUGUGGAAAACAGGCAGAUAUAAGAGCUAUCCACCAUCAACAUUAAUUGACUUGAUAGCCAAUAUAUUGUCUUUAGUGCCUCCAUGGACAAGAGUCUAUAGAGUGCAGCGUGACAUUCCUAUGCCCCUAGUAUCAUCAGGUGUAGAGCAUGGAAAUCUGAGAGAAUUAGCGCUACAGAGGAUGGCAGACAUGGGGACUGACUGUAGGGAUGUCAGGACUAGGGAAGUUGGCAUACAAGAGAUACAUAACAAAGUUAGACCGUAUCAGGUUGAAUUGAUAAGGCGAGAUUACGUAGCCAAUGAUGGGUGGGAGACUUUCCUCUCCUAUGAGGAUCCAGAUCAGGAUAUUCUCGUUGGCCUCUUGAGGCUCAGGAAGUGUGGCAAAGAUACAUACAGGCCGGAGCUCAAGCCGGAUCCUGACUCUGACUUCAGGCAAUGCAGUAUUGUUAGAGAACUGCAUGUUUAUGGUUCUGUUGUUCCGGUAAAUGCCAGAGACCCAACAAAAUUCCAGCAUCAAGGUUUUGGUAUGCUUCUGAUGGAGGAAGCUGAACGUAUAGCUAUUGAAGAGCAUUUCUCCGACAAGAUGGCUGUCAUAUCCGGAGUGGGCACUCGGAACUAUUAUGCCAAGAUUGGAUACCACCUCGAAGGACCGUACAUGGUCAAAUAUCUGUCUGAUUAAAUGUUUACGGAAUAUACCGUGUGUUGAUAUUUUUGAUGUAUAAAUGUUUAGAAAUGUAAAUUUAUAAAUUAAAUUUGUAAUUAAAAAUUAUCAACGGCGCUGGACUCGAACCCGCGAUCUCCCGCGUUCCGUUCAAAAUGAUGGAAAAUAGCGAAAAGCACUCAAAGGAGCCUGGGGCUCGACAUUGAUAAAAACAAAAACUGCAUCAUUAGAUUUAAAAAAAAAACAUCCUGUAUUAUUUAUUAUACACCAUUCGAUAGUGUCGUUAUUCUAAAUAGUUUCAGAUUUGGCCACUUGAAAUAUAAUUAGUCUUGUAUAGUUUUAAAUCAUCCACAGAUUAUAGGUACUUAAAUCAAGAACAAUAUAUCCAAUAGCAAUUUUGUAAUAAUUAGCGGCAAAAUGGACAGGGAAACCAACAAUAAACAAUAUACAAACAUUGUGCAUGUUACAGCAAAUCCAAUGUCAUAUUUUUAAUUAUUUACGAGUAUAAUAUGCAUUGUAUUCCAAUUUAUGUAUUUGUGUCUAUUUUAAAACUUAUAUAAAAAUAUUUAUCAAUGUAUUUAGUACCUUAAGUACCAAUAUUAUAAAGUCUUAACUAUAUUGAAUAUCAAAAAAUUCCAACAAAAUAAAAUGUACACUCAUAAACCUAAAACCAUAAUUGUAAAACAUUUUUGUUUUAUUUAUUUAAAACAUUGGUGACAAGACCAUCAGCUCAAACCAAAAAACAAUGAAAUUAAAGUAAAUUUAUUGAUGUAGGCUUUACUUGAAAUCCAUAAUUAUCCAAAUGUUUUGACCUUUCUUUAGUGUUAAUUCCGCCAAUAUUGAUUUUAAACAAUUUAACACUUGUUUCGCCUCUACACGAGGCAUCCUCGGAGAUGUUGACUCGCCAAAGUCUGACACGAGAUUUAAGACAAAUAUUAGCGGAAUUAACACUAAAGAAAACUCAAAACAUUUGGAUAAAAGAAAAGUAUUUAAUUCAUUUUUCAAUAUACAAUCUUAACCUUAAAGUACCCUACUUAUAUAUAUCGUAGUGUCAAAUAAAUGUUGUAUCAAACUAAA